Knipowitschia caucasica is the source of this 594-nucleotide messenger RNA. The record is from the annotation of a GenBank genome assembly. Lineage: Eukaryota; Metazoa; Chordata; Actinopteri; Gobiiformes; Gobiidae.
AUGUUCCCGACUUUGGAUGUGCAACAUAAACCCGCUCACAUCUUAAGCACCUCUGCUGUGGCCCUGGGUCCCAGUCCUCUGUGUGUGACUGACAGCAAAGGACACGCCAACCGGCCCCUCCACCCCCCUCACCCGCCCACCCUCACCCAAAACCACAUCAUCAUUUUUAGCACCUCGAUCGGCCCCAAAAGAGGAGCAGUGCAGGAGCAGAUGGCCUCCACACUCAGGCGCCAGCACAGGAGAGGGGAAAACAUCUUGAAAGUCGUUGGGCCGCGUCUUGGAGCGCGGCCCACUCCCCUGCGCGAUCCAGGGGCCCACAACUUCAACCCAGGCGCAGGUUGGAGCUCGCUGCCCGAACAGCUGCCCGAUCCUUUUCCCUAUCGAGCUGAACUCGACUUGCCUGUCCCGCAGCGGCAAAAAUGCUCUCCAACUCCCACCAAAAAGGAGCACCGUGGACCAUCGCGCCUCAAGCCACCUCUGGGCUUCCCUGGACCGAUCCCCGCUCCCUGCUCCCGUGUGUGGGAAAGACUGGAAUGUUUGACCGCCAGACCCAAACGGGUAGAAAGCACCGUCACCUCUGGGACUUGGCAGUAA